AUGGAAGAAAGUUCACCUGUAGUGGUGUGGUCUUCUAUUGGUUUAGUGUUUGCAUUGUAUCUGGGAUUUGUGGUGAAGGAGAGCCCUAAUAGUUGUGUACAGAUAACGAACCUCCAUUUCCUGGUGUACUCGAUUUGGCAUUUGAAUAUGAUGCAUACAGUAGUCUUCUGUACUGUAUACUUACAUUUUCCUGAAAGUGGUCUUUUAAAAGGGGGAAAGGGCCUGCUCUUCAAAGGCUCCCACGGAGAGAUUAGGCGGCCUUACACCAUCGUUCGUGAACGCGCGCCGGGCAACGAGCAACUCAGGUCCACGUUUCAGAACAAAACGUCUAAAGGGAAGUUCCGGCUGGCGCGCAAGAGUGCGGUCUAG
Molecule: messenger RNA, 369 nt
Organism: Gryllus bimaculatus (two-spotted cricket)
Lineage: Eukaryota; Metazoa; Arthropoda; Insecta; Orthoptera; Gryllidae
Source: the annotation of a GenBank genome assembly